Molecule: messenger RNA, 680 nt
Organism: Pomacea canaliculata
Lineage: Eukaryota; Metazoa; Mollusca; Gastropoda; Architaenioglossa; Ampullariidae
Product: fibrinogen C domain-containing protein 1-like
Exons: 3
Coding region: 135-680 (181 amino acids)
Source: RefSeq, a predicted model, not a curated record
UCUAUUAUUGUAGUUUUCUUUGUUUUGUGUCCUUUAAAUAAAUAAAACAAUUUGUAAAACAAUGCGUUCUCUGUUUCAUCAUUUCAGAUUGUUUUGAUUACAAAAUUACUGGACAAGUCAGUGGAGUCGUUCGGAUGAUUCGCCCUACAGACAAUUUGACCUUUCCAGUGAACUGCUUCAAUGAUCUGUCGACCUUAAUGAUCAGACGGAACAACAAAGUCAACUUUACGAGAUCUUGGCGAGAGUACCGUGAUGGGUUCGGCAACAUCAGUGACACCCAUUGGCUGGGACUUGAAAACAUGCACAUUCUGACGUCACAGAAUCGGAAAUACCGACUCGUAGUCCACAUACAGUUGAAAAACAACACAUCCCGGUACGCCAUGUACGACAACUUCAUGUCAAGGACGAGAACUCUCUGCGACUGUCUAUCCGAUUUGAGAGGCGCCAACUUCAGCACUUACGACAGCGACAACGACGGCGACGGAAGCGUCAACUGCGCAAGUCGUCACAGCGGCGGCUGGUGGUUCCGUGGCAACACGUGCAGCACGUGCAACCCCACGGGUCAGCUGCUGCAGCCCGCCAACGGCCUGAGGACGGGAGUGGACAGCGAGGUCUUCUGGAUCAAAGACCUUGGAGAUGUCGUGCCUGUCAUGAUCACGAUAAGGCUGCAGCGCCUGUAA